This is a messenger RNA of Corticium candelabrum, 1089 nucleotides long. RefSeq lists its product as uncharacterized. The transcript has 5 exons. Lineage: Eukaryota; Metazoa; Porifera; Homoscleromorpha; Homosclerophorida; Plakinidae. Gene Ontology annotation, molecular function: DNA binding. The record is from RefSeq and is a predicted model, not a curated record. Bases 81 to 878 code for a protein of 265 amino acids.
CAGAGUCGGUGACUUUUGCGAGGCUGCCACGUAGAUGUCUGUCUGGAUGAUUGACGUAUUGUAGCUUUAUAGCACUUGUAAUGAGACCAACGAUACAUCUCCUUCUACUCCUUCUCAUAGUGCCGUUUCAGCUUCUUAUAUCACACUGGAUGACGCCUUCAGCGGUUGAAAGAUCCAAGAGAAUACAAAGUUUGACACAGUGGUUGAGUGGAAUAGGAAUGAAAUUCAAAAAGUGGACUGCAAGCUUGAAAGACUUUGAAAGCUGGAGAAAUGUCUUUCAAUCUGCUCUGCGUAAUCCGUAUAAGAGACGAACAACAUCAAAACAAAAAAGGAAACAAUCAGAUCCAGAACACAUUGAUUCAAUAGAAUAUAAAAGAGACAGUAAUUUAGAGGGGCAGUCACAUGCGUCACCUGCACAUGAAGUUCUAAAGUUUGACAGCUAUUACGAUCAAUAUGUGCGAAAGCAAUGGCAACCCUCACCCAAGGAAGAGCACUUUGCGUAUUCAGAUAAGGUGCGGCUACGAUCUAAACUUGACAGGAAGGUGAAGUUUCGGAUUGGACAAGUUGUGAAGCAUAAGCUGUGGGGAUAUCGAGGAGUCAUUGUUGGCUGGGAUGAGUUUGCAAAGGCACCAGAGUCAUGGCUAAGGGCAAAUCACCCUACAGAUCGUCCAGAGUGGCGCACACAACCGAAUUAUGCUAUUCUUGUACACACUGGUGAUCGACUAGACCCACAGAUAACAUAUGUACCUGAAGAGAACAUAGAAAUCAUCUCUAAUACCAAGAUUUCUCAUCCUUCUCUAAAAAAUUAUUUUAAUGAAUUUGAUGGAUCACAAUAUCUGCCAAGCAAGAAGCUCAAGAAAUUGUAUCCAGAGGACUAGCAGAAGUAGUGAUUGUUAUGUGGUCAGCCUGCAGACCAAAUGGAUACAGAGUGUUCAACUAAUUAUUGUACUGGAAAAUCUUUUCAAAGAAAUUCUUGUGUUUGGCAAUGAUGAAUGAACUCUAUCUGCAGCAUAAGUCAAGCACAUGCAUGUACCUGUACUGUUAUAGUCUUGGUACAGUAGCUAUUAAGGUCAAUCAAUUUCUAUGUUA